Molecule: messenger RNA, 2661 nt
Organism: Choloepus didactylus (southern two-toed sloth)
Lineage: Eukaryota; Metazoa; Chordata; Mammalia; Pilosa; Megalonychidae
Gene: VHL
Product: von Hippel-Lindau tumor suppressor
Exons: 3
Coding region: 45-704 (219 amino acids)
Source: RefSeq, a predicted model, not a curated record
AUCCCGAGGCGACAAGACCCUGGUUGUCUAGGCUCCCUGAAGUAAUGCCCCGGAAGGCGGGGAACGUGGACGAGGCCGAAGCGGGCGCCGAGGAGUCGGGCGCAGAAGAGUACGGCCCUGAAGAGUUCGGCCGGGAGGAGUCGGGCGCCGAGGAGUCCGGCCCGGAAGAGUCCGACCCGGAGGAGUCCGACGCCGAGGAAGAGAUGGAGGCCGGGCGGCCGCGGCCGGUGCUGCGCUCGGUGAACUCGCGCGAGCCGUCCCAGGUCAUCUUCUGCAACCGGAGUCCCCGCGUCGUGCUGCCCAUGUGGCUCAACUUCGACGGCGAGCCGCAGCCCUACCCGACGCUGCCUCCGGGCACGGGCCGCCGCAUCCACAGCUACCGAGGUCACCUUUGGCUCUUCAGAGAUGCAGGGACAUAUGAUGGGCUUCUGGUUAACCAAACUGAAUUAUUUGUGCCGUCUCUCAAUGUUGAUGGACAGCCUAUUUUUGCCAACAUCACACUCCCAGUAUAUACCUUGAAAGAGCGAUGCCUCCAGGUUGUCCGAAGCCUGGUCAAGCCUGAGAAUUAUAGGAGACUGGACAUCGUCAGAUCACUCUAUGAAGAUCUAGAAGAUCACCCAAACGUGAGGAAAGAUCUGGAGCGGCUGACACAGGAACAUAUUGAAAAUCAGCGGAUGGAAGAAGAUACUGAACAUUUUAAGUAAAGUUUGUAUUCCUGAGUCUCACCUUUUUUGAUGGUACUCAUUAGUCUUGAUCUAGAUAUGGGACUGGUCACUUAUUCUUGGUUUCAAGUUGUCUCAUUCUUGGAGUACAGUGUGCUCCAUUGCUUAAAAGAAAGCUAACUGACUUCACUAGGUAUUGUGAUGUUGAGGGGCAGAUAUCACAAAAUGAAUUUAAUACCUGCCUUUUUUAGAAGUAUUUAUAAAGAGAAAAUAGUUGCAUUUUUGUCUCCUAGUAGGUCAGGAAAGUGUGUAAGUAAUUCAAUGAGAAUUGCAGCAAAUUCUUAAUUAUAAAGAAAGCAGUGGCAUCUGCUUUUUUGUCCUGUAUUGUGGUUGGACAUGUGUCUGCCUCACCGCUUUGGGAAGACAGACGUCCUUGAGGCAGGGACAAGCCUUUUUCAUCUUAAGACCCCAGUGCCUCGCAUAUUAUGAGCCUACUGUCCAGUGUUGGUUGAAUGAACAAACCAGUGGAUGCUUUGGUAGAAAGUAUUUGGAAGUAUUGCUUUUUUUUUUGGACUUAACGUAUGUACAGUAAACAAAUGUUUGAAAGGGAACCAUUUUUAUAGAAACCACUUUUUAUAAUUUUCUAAACUUUGUGCUUUUCUCUGUCCACUUUUGUACAGCAUUGUUUUAUUUCUGUUUCUAAACUGGGACUAGUUUUCUGUAGUUAUUGUGAUAAUAGCUUUUUGUUUUUUUUUGGUUAAGUGACAUCUGCAUAUCAGUCCUCAUGUUUAAUUCCAGUGUUAAGGAGCUACUGUAUUGUAAAUAAAUUUUUAUCGAGUUUGUUAUUUCUCUUCCUUUUUGUAAAACCAUGACAUUUCCAUUUAGUUCCAACAUUUUUCAUCAGGCAGGCUCUGGUGACACUUUACACUUAGUUGAAGCACUCUAACCUCUGGCAAGUUACUCCUAACACAGUGGAUUCAUGGGAUAGGCUGGAAUCAUCUAUAGUUUUAUAAAUGUGCAAGGCCUCUCUUAUAGGCCGGACUUAAAUUCAUUAACUCAAAUUCAAUACUUCCAUCAGACUUUCUUUUUUGUAACUAAUAGUUUUUUUGUUUUGUUUUGUUUUGUUUUGUUUUGUUUUUUAAUCCCCUGGUGGAGAAAAAUGUGGGAAAGAUAGAAAAAUAAAAGGAAGAAAAAAGAUCACUGUAGACCUAUUACUUAAAUACAACCACUAUUAACAUUUCAAAUUAUUUUCUUACAGCCUUUUUUUAGGGCGUACUUUGGUUGGCUGGUUUUUACAUAACUGAGAUCAUACUGUAUAUACAGUUUUGUAUUCUACUUUUUCAUUUAACUUCAUAACUUAAAUAUUUUUCCAUGUUAUUGUAAGCUCUUAAUAAACCUUAGUACAGUCUUCCUUUUAUAAUUAAUAGAGUAUUACCUAUAGGCAUAAUUCCUAUGCUCUGAAAUCAGAGUAAAGGGAAUGAAACAAACUCCUCAAGUUUUCCCAGAACACUUUAUUUUUUUUAAGUUUUACCUAAUGUUUUUCCCUCCCUUUUAACACUCACCAAAUAAGUUGUGUUUGUUUGUUUGUUUGUUUGUUUUUGUUUUUUGUUUUUAAGCAUAUUGAAGUAGUUCUCAUUCCAUGACACACCUCUAAAUAUCUAUUUGGGGUCUGAAAUGUUGGGUAGGGAAGAAGAAAUGUGGAAGCAGAGAGUUUCAUGUGUUGGUGAAGAAGGCAGCUGUAUAGGUUCCAAUGUGGGGUAGGGUGGGGAAUUUAAGGAAGUCUGCUGGUAGUUGAUUAGUUCAAUUUUGGGCUUUUUUUUUAACCUGUCUUUGUGUCAAAAUGAGAUUUUCAUGUUCCUCUUGUUAAAACAUUCAGUUUGAGUACUGUGUUUUUUGUGUGUGUUGUCCAAGGAAGAUUGAAAACCUGUAGCAUGAAUAAUAUAUGUUUUUAAAUGUUUUUAUUUGAAAUCUGUGAAUGUAUUAAAUGUCUUGCUCUUAA